Drechmeria coniospora is the source of this 774-nucleotide messenger RNA. RefSeq lists its product as uncharacterized. NCBI's taxonomy places the organism in Eukaryota, Fungi, Ascomycota, Sordariomycetes, Hypocreales, Ophiocordycipitaceae. The transcript is spliced from 2 exons. The coding region runs from base 1 to 774 and encodes 257 amino acids. The record is from RefSeq and is a predicted model, not a curated record.
AUGGCACCUCCAAACCUCGCUCUCGCUCUGGCGCCCCGUAAUCUCCAGAGCCCGACGCACACGCAGCAGGUCACGCUCGGCGUCAUCGCCGGCUACGUCGUCGCCAUCGCCAUUCUCUGGAACGUCCCCUACCUCCGCAUGGUUCUCUGGCCCUUCAAGAUGCUCGUCAUCGCCUUCCACGAGUUCGGCCACGCCAUCACCGCCGUCCUCACCGGCGGCCGCGUCAAGUCCAUCAGCCUCGACCCCAACGAAGGAGGCGUCACCCACAUGCAGGGCGGCAUCAGCGCCGUCACCCUGCCCGCCGGCUACCUCGGCUCCUCCAUCAUCGGCGCCCUCCUGACCUUUUGCGGCUUCAACAUCGUCGCCUCCAAGGUCGCCAGUAUCGUCCUCGGCGUCUGCUUCCUCCUCACCCUCUGGUGGGGCAAGCGCAACUGGCUCACCAUCCUCACCAUCCUCGCCGCCGUCGCUCUCCUCGUCGCCUGCUGGUUCAUCGCCCACGCCGAGGCCCUCCGCUUCGUCGUCCUCUUCAUCGGCGUCAUGUCCUCCCUCUACAGCGUCUGGGACAUCUGCGACGACCUCAUCCUGCGCAAGGUCAACUCGUCCGACGCCAGCGUCUUCGCCGAGCGCUACGGCGGCUCCUCCCAAUGCUGGGGCGUCAUCUGGUCCAUCAUCUCCGUCUUCAUCAUGGCCAUCGGCAUCGUCGCCGGCCUCGCCGCCUUUUCACAAUCCUUCGCUCAGCAGCAGGAGGACGCGAAGCAUUUCAUUCCCACCUAG